Messenger RNA from Pongo pygmaeus (Bornean orangutan), 3002 nucleotides. It is a transcript of the gene JTB, whose product is annotated as jumping translocation breakpoint. Lineage: Eukaryota; Metazoa; Chordata; Mammalia; Primates; Hominidae. The transcript is spliced from 4 exons. The record is from RefSeq and is a predicted model, not a curated record. Gene Ontology annotation, biological process: mitotic cytokinesis. The coding region runs from base 2290 to 2838 and encodes 182 amino acids. Gene Ontology annotation, cellular component: midbody; membrane; cytoplasm.
GAAGUCUCGCUCUUGUUGCCCAGGCUGGAGUACAAUGGUGUGAUCUCGGCUCACCGCAACCUCUACCUCCCGGGUUCAAGUGAUUCUCCUGCCUCAGCCUCACGAGUAGCUGGGAUUACAGGCAUACGGCACCAUGCCCAGCUAAUUUUGUAUUUUUAGUAGAGACGGAGUUUCUCCAUGUUGGUCAGGCUGGUCUCAAACUCCCGACCUCAGGUGAUCCACCCACCUCGGCCUCCCAAAUUGCUGGGAUUACAGGCGUGAGCCACUGCGCCCAGCUGUGUUUGAGUUCUGUAGUAAACUGUCCAGUUGGUUUAAUUUGCUCAAGAGAUGAGGAAAAGACUUGCACUUUGUGCCUCCUGGGAAGGAGACUAACGUUUUCAACAUACCUUAUGGCAGGUAUUUAAUUUCAGAGUAGAGACCCCACUCUGAUGCCUGGUAAGGUUAUUGGAAGUGAAAUCUCACAAGAUCUUACAGUUCGUUGUGAGAUAAGGUAGGAUUUGGUGAGGAGUAACAAAUACUAGCAGAUUUCGGCCCAAACUUCUAUUAUAGCUAAACAUUACUGAAAAAAAACCCACAACCUACUUUAUGUAACAUAUAACUGCUCACACACAUACAAAAAUACACACACACACAAUUUCGGCAAACACAAAUAAUAAUUUAAAGAAACAAAUUCAAAGUUAGAGCCAGGUAUGGUGGCACAUGCCUGAAAUCCCAGCUACUUGGGAGGAUCCCUGAAGACGAGAAGUUCCAGGCUGUAAUGCACUAUGAUGGCUCCUGUGACUUGCCACUGCACUCCAGUCUGGCAACAUAGCCAGAGUCCAUCUUGUUCAAAAACAAAAAUAAACAAACAAAAAACGGCAAAAUGAAAGCUCAGCCCUCAUCAGGUUUGGGUGACAGAGCGAGACCCUGUCUAAGAAAAAAAAUAAAAUUAAAUGAAAAUUCGUUAUCAGACAGUAAAGCAUGAACCCAGAGUGCUGGUCAAGUCACUGCAGGUCUGAGUGUAUAUCAAGGUUUAACUCCAUAAGAUGAAAAGCAGGCAAUGAAUCUUUGGCCUGGGUGUUGACAGUCUAGGCUCAAGCUUCAGCUUUCCCACUCACUAGCUUGCUGACCUUGGACAAGUCACUUAUAUUCUCUGAACUUACUCAUGAAACGGAGAUAAUUUCAUCUGUCUCUCGCAAGAAAAAGUCCUGGUAAAUGCACAUGAUCGUUUCCGUUUUACACAGAACACUGACAAAUACUGUCCUAAGAUCAUGGAGUUAAUAACCACCAGAACCUAGACUCAAUACUUAUGGAACUUCAAAUCUCAUGCUUUUCUCAUUGCACUUAUGUUACUCCAUUACGUAGGAGCAAGGGAGAGUUGAGAACAUUUGAAGAGGUUACGCAAAGGACCAGCUCUGCGGAGUAGGCUUAGCAUUAGCAAGUAACAUGAGGGAAGGUAACACCGUUCAUCUGUGUAGCGAAGUGGGAGCCAAGAGACAAGGAGAACGUUUCAUGUUCGCCACGUGUCUCGGAUAUUCUGGCUUCUGCAGGGACGAGAACGCGCAGUUUCGCCUUCAUCCCUUGACCUCCAACACAGCUUCUCCACUGGACCAUCGGUGGCGAUAAAGGGGCGGCUGGGGAAGGAUGUCAGAGAAACCUGAAGCUUGACGGUGAAUCCUCGGGUUUUAAGGAGAGAGCAAAGUCCUGAGAGGGCGACGUAUUGUCCCUGCUCACCUAACCCAGAAUGAACAAACACGCGCCAGCCAGGGAGCAGCGAGCCGAGAAUCCGGACGAACCUCUGCAACCGCCAUUUGCCGUUCCCGCAAAGACUACCAAGACCACAAUGCAACGGGAUGCCGAGCUAAUUCCCAGUGAGCAGCAGGCGAGGCGCCACCGACGCGGAAGACUACAAGCCCCAGCGGGCGACGACCGAACGCGCCCGGGAACACUGGGCCCCGAGCUCGGGCCCGCGCCGGAGGGUCCUCCACGGAGCUAGAUGGUUGCGUCGGGGGCGGGAGCGGAGGUGAGCGGGCGCUAGGGCCGCGAGCCCCCGCCGGCUCUUCCUCCAGCGCCCUGCGAACGCCGCAGAGGGCGCCCGCCUCCCUAGCAAACGCGUAUCGAUUUUUCUCGCUGUGGCAACGGGGACGUCCCGGUAGAUCCUCUGCUCCAAUAGGCAACUCCGGCCUUCCCUGCCCUAACCUGGAACCUCUGGGAGGGCUGCAGAGUAAGUGCCGCCUCUGCGCUCCGACGGAGGCACGAGGCCUGUGGAGUAGGUCCCUCUGUUCCGACAGGUGCGACACUUGGCGCUCCAUGCCUGCGGGCGCGGGGAGGCCUGGCCUCCCCCAGGGCCGCCACCUCUGCUGGUUGCUUUGUGCUUUCACCUUAAAGCUCUGUAUCUUCCUCAUGUAUCAAGCGCACAGGUGGAAAAGGGCGGCACCACAUGGAAUGAGGGCAAGCGCUGUUCCGGGAAGUUGGAUGGGCAGAGCCUGGGAGAAAUGUUUUCUGAAUGGCCUGGGGCUGGCAUUUAUCUUUCCUUUAGCGAGCACCUCAAAUUUGCCAUGCUGGCUGGUGGAAGAGUUUGUGGUAGCAGAAGAGUGCUCUCCAUGCUCUAAUUUCCGGGCUAAAACUACCCCUGAGUGUGGUUCCACAGGAUAUGUAGAGAAAAUCACAUGCAGCUCAUCUAAGAGAAAUGAGUUCAAAAGCUGCCGCUCAGCUUUGAUGGAACAACGCUUAUUUUGGAAGUUCGAAGGGGCUGUUGUGUGUGUGGCCCUGAUCUUCGCUUGUCUUGUCAUCAUUCGUCAGCGACAAUUGGACAGAAAGGCUCUGGAAAAGGUCCGGAAGCAAAUCGAGUCCAUAUAGCUACAUUCCACCCUUUUAUCCUGGGUCUUAGAGACCCUGUCUCAGACAGUGAAAGUGAAAUGGACUGAUUUGCACUCUUGGUUCUUUGGAGCCUUGUGGUGGAAUCCCGUUUUCCCCAUCUUCUUUCAGAUCAUUAAUGAGCAGAAUAAAAAGAGUAAAAUGGU